GACGGCCCGGCAGCGAGAAAGCCAUUCCUGGCGAGGGUGGGCGGCGCCCGCGCAAGCGGCCCGGUGACCUGCCGGUCCCUCGGGGCAGCCGGGUGAAUACCGUUCCGGGGCUGCUGUGUUCGUGCUCGAUCCCCGAGCUGGUCACAUACUGGUGUUCAGGUCAUGCACUGAGGGGGACGCGUAAGCGGACGUCGCGCUGCCUGCUUUUGAAAAACCUGAUUUUCAAAAUGAAUAAAGAUGCCCAGAUGAGAGCAACCAUUAACCAAAAACUAAUAGAAACCGGAGAGCGAGAAAGGCUUAAAGAGUUGUUGAGAGCCAAACUGAUUGAAUGUGGAUGGAAAGAUCAGUUGAAAGCACAUUGCAAAGAUGUCAUUAAAGAAAAAGGAUUAGAGCAUGUUACUGUUGAUGACUUGGUGUCAGAAAUCACGCCCAAAGGCAGAGCCUUGGUACCAGACAGUGUAAAGAAAGAACUCUUGCAAAGAAUAAGAACCUUCCUUGCCCAGCAUGCCAGUCUUUAACUUGGACAUUGAUCUGGGAUACAGUGUUUCCAUUUUGGUAUUACGUCAAUGGUGUCAGGAUUGGAAUGCAGUUUACAUGCUUAAGGAUGGAAAAACUUCUCUUUUUUUUUUUCUAUAUGAUGAGUUGAAGCUUCUUUGCACUGCAUUGAUUUCUUAAACUUGGUGUUAUUUUAAUUAAAAAAAAAAAAAAGAAUAAUUUUGGA
This is a messenger RNA of Pogoniulus pusillus (Red-fronted tinkerbird), 721 nucleotides long. It is a transcript of the gene ENY2, whose product is annotated as ENY2 transcription and export complex 2 subunit. The coding region runs from base 228 to 518 and encodes 96 amino acids. Gene Ontology annotation, molecular function: chromatin binding; transcription coactivator activity. The transcript has 5 exons. NCBI's taxonomy places the organism in Eukaryota, Metazoa, Chordata, Aves, Piciformes, Lybiidae. Gene Ontology annotation, biological process: positive regulation of DNA-templated transcription; regulation of transcription by RNA polymerase II; poly(A)+ mRNA export from nucleus. Gene Ontology annotation, cellular component: nuclear pore; DUBm complex; SAGA complex. The record is from RefSeq and is a predicted model, not a curated record.